CGACGUUAACUCAUGGCAUACACACACGGCAGCGGCAAGUCCGACCCACACACAGACAGAGACACACACACGAUAUACAUAUACACGGACACGCUCACGCUUACGCACACGCAAACGCACACGCGCACACACAGGCGCAGGCAAAAAGAGUUUGUGUUUGGAAAUUGAAGCGCCAAGUGCCAGUGGCCUAGAAAUAAUGUGUGAAAAUAAAAGUUGAAAUUAAUAAAUAAGAAAAUUCCAUGUGCAGCGCUGUCGAUGAAAAGUGCAAGUGAAAAGUGCCUAAAGCAGAACCACACACACACACAACCAUUGCUGAACACACACACACGCAAACACAGUGAGACCCACACAAAGAAAACAUCAUAUGCCAGAGGCAGGCUGUCGCUUGGCAGGCACAUUGACAGCAACAGCAACAUAAAGGCAGCAGGAGCAGCAGGAGCAGCAAAAAGCAUUUUGUGUAUCCUAUUUUGUGUGUGAGCGAGCGCGUGUCCAAGUCCGUGUCCGUGUCCUUUGCCACUGCCACAGCAGUAGCGACAAGAAAAGCAGCUAACGGCAGUAGCAGCAGCAGCAGUAGCAACAACAACAACAACAACAGCAACAAAAACAACAGCAGCAACAAUAAGGGCAACAGCCAACCGUCGCACAGCAAUUACGGCGUGUAGUUGCUAUAAUGAUAGAUUUCAAAACAAAAUUGAGCAAAUUAUCGUAUAAAACGUGCCCCGGUUGGAAAAUCUAAAAAUAACACAACGCCAAUUCCGAGCCGAAGUCGAAGUCGAAGUGGAAGUGGAAGUGGAAGUCAAAGUCGAAGCCAAAAACCAAGUGCCGUCUGCCCAACUGACUUUAAAUUAUGCAUGCACAUUGAUUUUCUGAGGCGUCGCCGUCGUCGAUGUCGUUUUCGUCUUUACUUUCCUAUUCAUUGUCGUUAACAACAACAACAACAAAAACAACAACAACAACAGCAGCAACAACAUCUACAUCAGCAACAUCAACAUCAACAGCAACAACAGCAACAGGAACAGAGCCUGCCUAUAUAUUGGCAAUCUCGUAAAGUCAUUUCUCGUCCUGCGUUCAGCCCGCAUCGCAUGUUAUCAACGGAACUGACGUCGACGGCGUUGUGGAAUGCGAAUUAUCAGCGCACCAACGGCCUAACAAAAGAUGAGGCUUGCCUGUCGACGACAUAUGAAAAUUGCAGAACAGAAACAGCGACAACAGCAGCAGCAGCAGCAGCAGCAACAUCAGCCGCAGCAAUGACCAAACAAUUGACAACAACAACGGCGACAAAUGCAGCGUCUAGCAUCACACAAACGGCUAAUUUGGCGCCCACGGUGAUAUCUCCCACAACACCAGGCGCGACAACAACAGCAACUGCAACAACAACAGCAGCGGCAACGGCAACAACAGACGUAGCAGCGCCAGCUGCAGCAGAGACAAUAAAGACGCAGACGCAGUGCAGAACAAAGGCCUCCUCAGCAGCAUCAGCAGCAUCAACAGCAUCAGCAGCAUCAGCAUCGGCGACUGCAACAAAAACAACUUCAUCAACAGCAUCAAGUGAUGCCAGCGGCCGUUCGGCGGCUCUGGAACGUGCCUACGUCCAUGAUGUGUAUGAGCACUGCGAGGAGCCGACGAGGCCGGCGCGACCGCGAGUGGCACAGUUUCUGGGGAACCUGGAGCCGGGCUCGGUGGUCUGCGACGUGGGUUGCGGCAGUGGGCGUUACCUGACCCAAUGCAAUCCCGCCAUAUGCACCAUUGGCGUCGAUCGCUGCUAUCGCCUCAGCAAGGUGGCGCACGAGAAGGGAGGCGAGGUGGCGCUGUGUGACAAUCUGGAGCUGCCGUUUCGCGAUGAUAGCUUCGAUGCGGUGCUCUCGCUGGCCGUAGUGCAUCACUUUGCCACCACGGAACGUCGCGUCAGAGCGCUGAGGGAACUGGCCCGCAUUCUGCGCGUAGGCGGCCGUGUGGUAAUCACUGUGUGGGCGCUGGAGCAGCGCCAUCGACGCUUCGAGUCGCAGGAUGUGCUGAUACCCUGGCAGCCGCCCAAGAAUCGCACCUACUCCUACUCGUACUCCGACGAGGAGGAGGACGGAGACUUUCUGCCGCCCUAUCAUGCAUACACGGAGGACUCGACCAAUUCCAGUCGCUCGGCCGGCGAUGGCGACAGCUCAAGCCUCAGCUCAUCCUCGCCCGGCGAGUCCUGCUACAGCUUUGUGCGCCGUGCCAUACAAAAAUUGGCUGGCGGACGUCGUCAUGCUUGGUUCCUGGACUCCUGGACCUCCAAGGACACCAAGAACGACAGCAGCCUGGACUACGAGGAUGCCAAGGAUCUGCCCAUCGAGCUGCGUCGCCUCGAAGACUUUGAGGACUUCCCCGAUCCGCCGCUCUCCGCGGGCCUCAAGUCACGCAGCUUGGGCAGCAUCCUGCAGCCGCCGCCGCGCCAAAUCGUGCGCUCGCGCUCCAGCGUGCCCAGUCUGGGCGGUCCCCUGGUGCCCGUCGAGACGAAAGCCAGCGCCGCAGCCGCCCUGCUGCUCAGCGCGCCCGAUGCCCAACUGCCGCUCAACGGCCGGCACUCGCCCACGAGCACCGCCAGCGCGGGCAGCACGCUGAGCCGCCGGCCCAAGCUGAUCAAGCAGAAGCAGUCGCUGUGCGAGGACGACAUCAUGCAGCUGGCAGACGUAGCGCCGGACGCUGAGGCAGCGUUCCACAUGGUCAGCAGUUACAAUGGCGCCAAUGGAGCUGUCACCAGCAGCCUCUGCGCGCGCUCUGGCGCCAAUCCAGCGCCAGUCAGCUGUCAACAGCCCAGCAGCUCCGCCUCGGCGACGGCAGCAGCAGCGCCCACAACAGCUGCUGGAGCGGCGCCCAGCUUCCUGCGCAAGCAGAGCUCCCUGAACGAAGAGCUGAUGGCGGGCAAUCGACUGCGCGAGAAGGAGCGGGUGCGCAAGCGCAUACAGAAGCAGACCUCGCUGAACGAGGCCUUCCUCUGCCGCUCGGCGUUGUUCUCCAAGCGGCUGCAGGUCAUCCGGGAGGGAUUCACCACCAAGAUCAAGAGCUCGACGGGCAGCUUGGAGCGCGUGACCAAGACGGGCAUCACGAAGCUCAUUCAGAACAUCAAAAUCUCGCCCGCCAGCCAGACGGCGGCUAACCCGCCUGGUAAUCCCCAGCAGGCGAACAAUAACAACAAGCAGCCUACGACGCCAGCUGCGCAGACCCUGCAGCAGCAGCAGCAGCAUCAGCACCACCACCACCACCAUCAUCAUCAUCACACGAGCAACGCGGGCAGCCUGUUCCCGGCCCACCUGCUGCUGUCGACGGCGACCACUGGCCCAGUCAGCUACUGCAGCGUCGUGGACUGCAGCGCGCCCAACAUCUGCCACUGCAGCGCCUAUCAGCAGGACUGCGUGGCCUGUGUGGCCUGCGCCGAGAGCGAGCAGGGCAACGCGCGCCGGCACUCGCGCGAGUCCGGCUCCGACUCGUCCAAGGACAGCAGCCUGCAGUCGGACACGAGCAUUGAGUCCGAGGACAGCUUCGCCUCGGUCAUUUUCAUACCCAAGCCGGAGCAGCAUCAGCAGCAGCUCAACUACCAGCAGCAGCAUCAGAACUCCAACUCAAGCUCCAGCAACUCGAGCUCCAGCAAUGGAGCCCAGGCGGCCUUGGCUGCGGCGUCCAAUCCCAACGCAGCCGCCCAGCCCAGCUGUCUGGCGCGUCUGCCGCCCACACAUUCCGUGCCAACAUCGCCGCUUGUGAUGCCCUGCCCGCCGACUCCUGCCCACUCGCCAGCCGCCAUUCAGGGCGCGGUCACCUCGCCGCCCCAGUCGACGGCGGCCGUGACGGCAGCGAUGGCCAUCUUGACGCCCGUCGGCAGGCCAAACCAAGCGCGCUUCAAUUUUGACGAGGCGCACAUCAAGCAGCAACAACAGGAGCAACCGCAGCAGCAGCAGCAACAGCAGCAGCAACCGCAGCCGCAGCAGCCGCAGCAGCCGCAGCAGCAGCAACAGCAGCAGCAGCAGCAGCCGCAACAGCCACCGAUCCCCAAGAUCACGAGACAAGCGAUACGUGAAAUGCCGCCCAUACCCAAGUUCCGCAAGCAGCAAUCGCUGCAGCUGCAGCGCCAGAACUUUCCCAUCGUGCGACGGGCGUCCGGCUCGGGCGCGGCCGGCAGCAGCAGCAGCGCCAGCAAGCUGCUCUCGCUGGAGCUGUUCAAUCCGGCCACCGAUGAUCUGGACAGCGACUCCAGUGAGCCGUCCUCGCCGGACUCCAUUGACAGUGUGAUCAGCGCGCCACGCUCCGCCCAGCUGCUCUCGGCCCCGAGCACUGGCACCGGUAAGUCCAGCGACGAGUCGGAGCCGGCGCUGGUGCAGCUCAUCACGAUCAACCAGGAGCAGUACCACAAGGGCGAGCUGCAGAUCAACAGUGCCACGCCCAACGAAAACGACAUCAUACUCAAUGCGGACAGCGCUCCGCUGCUGCCCAAGAAGCGCGAGGCUGGCCAGGCACAGGCCCAGCAGCCGCACGACUGCGCCGAGUUCGCGGAGCAGCUGUCGGCGCAGCUGCAGCGCGAGCUGGACGACAAGAGCAAUGGAGCAGAGUGUCGCAGCUUGGAUAGCAUCGGCGACAUUGGGGAGUACUUGAGCGGCGCCGGCAGUGCGGGUGGCGGCAGCUCGAGCAGCGGCUCCAAGAAGCGUUCCAAUGGCGAUCUGAGCGCACUGCGGGACGAGCUGCGCGAGCGACGUCUGAUGCUGGCCAAUCUGUCGACCCAGCCCAGUCUGCAGCAGUCGCCCAUAUCGUCGUCCACCUCCUCGCUUUCCUCCCAAACGCGCAGCUUCACCAUACACGAGGAGCAGGAGGGCGAGGAGGAGGAUGAGGAGAACGAACGCAGCUACACGCUGGGCAUCUACGAGCACUGCAAGAUCUCCAAGUUCAACUACAAGCGCCAUCGCCACUAUAAUCUCAACCCGGAGACGGCCUACCUGCUCCAGGAGGAUGGUGACAGCGACGUCCGCGACGACGAAUAUCCCAUACCGGAGGAGGAUGAGGAUGCCGAGGCGCUGGAGGCACGCGGCGGCGACCAGCUGGGCGAGGGCAUGCACGAGUACGGGCAGCGCAGGCGCAACUUCAGUGCCAUCAAAUCGGUGACCUCCAGUGCGUCCAGCUCCACGGAAACACCACCUGCGCAGCAGCCCACACAGCAGCAGGCGCUGCAGCAGCGCACCUCUGCCGACUCGCUGGAGCACUCGAACAGCUCAAACACCUCGCUAGACAGCCCCUCCCAGGGUGGCUCCACCACCCAUCAUCGCUACUACCACGUGUUCCGCGAGGGCGAGCUGGACGCCCUGAUCAAUCACCAUGUGGCCAGUCUGCAUAUUGUGAGCUCCUACUACGAGCGGGCCAGCUGGUGCGUUGUGGCCGAGAAGGUGCAGGUGUGGACGAUCUAAGUUAGUAAUCUAAGAGUAAAAUAAUAAUAAUAAUAUUAAUUAAAAAAAAAAAAAAAGCUAAAAUAAUCUAUUUAUAAACAACAAGUGUAAUUGGAAAACCCAAAAAGUCUCUGAAGCCCCCAAAGGAAUUGUUAAAUUUAGUCUUUAUUCAUAGUUGAGAGAACGCAAAAUUCUAGCACUAAAUUUUAAGUAUUCGUAACGACUCUUGCUUAGGGCUGCCAGGCCUGCUCAACGGCAGGGCUGCCGCACUGCAUUGAAAUUGAAUUUCAAGUAAACCGUUUAGUUCUUAAGCCAAAAUCGAAAGAAACAAAAUCGAAACAACGCAAAUUACGAAUGGGAGAAAAAGUAUUGUAUCAAAACUAAACAAAUUCAACGAUAUAUAUAUACAAAGAUCACUUACAACGACUAUCGAAUUUCAUUUACCAUCACGACUUGGGAAUGUUUUCUAAAUACCAUUUGAUUUCACACAUCCAUACAUAUACGAAUAAUUACAGUUAUAGCGAAAAUCUAACUAGGAGUUACUUAAACCGCAAAUCAAUAGAGAAAAUGCAAAAACCAUAUCUAAGCAUCUAUAUAUAUACCAAGGCUUUAUACACGAAACUUAAUGAAAAUAUUGUCGAAAAACUGAAAUCUAUCUAGCCACAUAUACACCUAUUAAAAUGCAAGUGAAAAUCAAUACGUAAGUUUUCUAAUAUCAAUAACUGCAUUUAACAAUACUCAAUGCAAAACUAAUCAAAAGGGAAAAGCAGCA
This is a messenger RNA of Drosophila mojavensis, 6174 nucleotides long. RefSeq lists its product as uncharacterized. The record is from RefSeq and is a predicted model, not a curated record. Gene Ontology annotation, biological process: tRNA wobble uridine modification. The coding region runs from base 1083 to 5423 and encodes 1446 amino acids. NCBI's taxonomy places the organism in Eukaryota, Metazoa, Arthropoda, Insecta, Diptera, Drosophilidae. Gene Ontology annotation, cellular component: cytoplasm; nucleus. Gene Ontology annotation, molecular function: tRNA binding; S-adenosylmethionine-dependent methyltransferase activity. The transcript is spliced from 5 exons.